ACCAACGCAACCUCUCAUGAAUCACAAUUUUGCAACAAUAAACAACAAUGAUUGCUGGUGCCAGACUGUGUGGUAUUCCUGAGUAUUUCACGGAAUUGAAUUUCACAAUUCACAGUGUCUAGAGUUUGGUAUGAAAAUGAAAACCAUCAAAUGAGCAGUUCUGCGGAGGAAAACAGCUUGAUUUGAGAAGGUUUAAAGGAGAUUGGCCAGACCAAUGUGCAAUGCACUAGAUCAUCUUUGAACUGACCAUAUGCAUUGAUUAGCAACAUAGUCAAAUCCUUUCUUCUUGCAGGAUUAAUGGCUUUUUUUAUAACAUAACACUGUAUGUUACACCAUGACUCAGAAAUCACUUAUGGACUCAUUCAAAGAGCUGCACAUUAACUGUCAUUAAAGCAACUAGUGUGCCACCUAACCUCAAAAUAAAGGUCAGUAUCACACAGCAAGUUUAGAUGGUGGCUUGUCUCACUUAAUGAGACCCUAAAAGAGGCGUAUAUCAAAUGCAUCGCUACACACUCAGCACAAAAAACAGUCACAUAUUAGUCUGCACACAUUAUUAACGCUUAUUAUCGCUUAAAAUGAGCAAAUUGGAAUGGAUAGGACGUUUGAAAAACAUGGUGAAGAAGAGUCCUUUAUAUUCAAAUUUCAUUAUCGGCUUUGUGAUGCUUGGACUUGAGCAACUUGUGGAGAUAGACUUCGCAUGCCCUUGUAAUCCAAAGCUGAAUCUGCUGUUUUCAGCAGCAUAUUUUGUAGUUCCAGCUCUGUUCUCCUUCGCACUUCUAUUUUAUAUCCAAAGCUCGCAAGUCAGCAAUUAUUCAAGCUGCUUUCACUGUACUUUAGUUUGUCUCACUCCGGCCGUUCUCUGGAUAAUGCUGCUGUUCUUUGAUGGACAAUACUUUGCCUGCGCAAAGACUUCAUGGGAAGGACUGACGGUGCACACAGAUAUAACUGCUUCAACAACAUGGUGUCAGCCUUUGGUUACGGCUGACAACACUACGGAAAAGCAAAUGGCAUUUUUUAGCUAUCGGAAUAAUUCUCAGAUAGUGGGACUGUGCAUACUGCUCCUGAUGUCACUGCCUCUGAUUUGGAUGGGAAUUAGGAAAUGGAAAUAUACACCAGCAGGAACCAAAGAACUUGACAAUGAACAAAUAGAAAUGGUGGAUUUGAGCGCUUCACCCCCUCCUGACAGUGCUUCUACAAUUGUGGAUCACAGUAGAGAUGAUUUUUAACAGCUUUAAAUAAAACAUGUUUUCAUGUUUACAAACCUCAUGUUGAAAAUUCAUAGUCUUCAUAGUAUGCAUUAAACAUAAUGUUACGAAUUAAUGUAAAAAAGUGUUUUUUAUUUAAUUGUAUAUACUGUGACAUCACUGAAAAUGUAUCUUUUUGUAAUAAUAAUAAUUAACUUUGUGUUAAUCACUUUUGAACAAGUAAACCAUAUUUCUAAUUUUCUGAAGAAACUGUGUCAUAUUGCAUUUUUUUCCUUUAGCAACUGUCAUGUAGACGAACAAACCACUUCCUGCCAUUUACAACACGGUCAAAUUUACUUUCUGUUUCCGAAUGACUUAGUCUUACAGUGAAAUGGCAUUCUAAAACUUAAUUUUGACUUCUCAAUCUUAAUGCAAAACAUCUCCAGACCAACACAUGCUACAGUUUCCUCAUGGA
This is a messenger RNA of Labeo rohita (rohu), 1659 nucleotides long. RefSeq lists its product as uncharacterized. Gene Ontology annotation, molecular function: monoatomic cation channel activity. Lineage: Eukaryota; Metazoa; Chordata; Actinopteri; Cypriniformes; Cyprinidae. The transcript has 2 exons. The record is from RefSeq and is a predicted model, not a curated record. The coding region runs from base 576 to 1226 and encodes 216 amino acids.